Molecule: messenger RNA, 1638 nt
Organism: Protopterus annectens (West African lungfish)
Lineage: Eukaryota; Metazoa; Chordata; Ceratodontiformes; Protopteridae
Exons: 8
Coding region: 73-1053 (326 amino acids)
Biological process (GO): neutrophil migration
Cellular component (GO): apical plasma membrane; cell surface
Source: RefSeq, a predicted model, not a curated record
CUGAGUGCAUACUGUUAGAAGUAUUAGCACUGACACGUAGCUCAGCGAACUUCACAAGAAAUAUUGUCAAGGAUGAAAAUGUUUCUAAGAAUUGUUCUGACUACAGCAUUAAUAAAACAAGUGUAUAUGCAGCUAGUUUCAGAUCAGAGCUGCUCUCCUUCAUGUCUCUUUGAUGAAGUUUGUGUACAAGACUGUGAAUGUAACCCGAGUUUCUACAGUAAUGCAGAUCCUGUGCAGUUUCUGAAAAUAGAGCCAUUAUGCACUCCUCAACAAGUCAUCAUUAACAUUACAGCAUGCCUGGAAAAAUGGCUGAAUAGCACUGGAUUCCUUCUACCAGAUAAAUAUCAACAGGGAUCUCCAUGUUUGAAUAGUACAUACAGACCCACAGCUGGUGUACUCAGUUAUGUUUUCAAUGUUCAGUCUGGAAAUACUGCCUGUGAUCCUGAAGUUACUAUCAAUGAAACCCACGUGUCCUACAGUAUUGAUGUCUUGUAUAAAUAUGACACAGAAGAUCGACUUGUUAUCCUUUACAAUGAUGUGCGAGUCACUUAUGUCUGUGCAUACCCCUUGUUUUUCAGUUCAUCACUAUCACUUACUGCAGAAGUUAUGACAAGCAGAAUGAGUUUAUUCAGAUUCUCCAAUUACACAGUGCCCUACACAUCUUCUGAUUUUCCAUUAAAUAUGACGAAAGACCAAGCUAUAUACAUUGAAGGAAUUGGAGAUGGUACUGAUCCAAAUAUGUUUUCACUGAAAGUGGUUGAUUGCUAUGCAACUCUUACAAGCAACUUCAGUAACUGUGCUAAAAAGUUUAUUAUCAUUAGCAGCUGUCUUAAGCCAAAUACUACUGGGGUUGAUAUCGUAAUGAAUGGAAAUUCUACAGUGACUCGUUUUUCUAUCAUGCUCUUUCAGCAAGUGAGCAAAAACGAAGUUUACCUACAUUGCAGCUUUGCAUACUGUGAAGGAUCUUGUAUUCCGCAAUGCAAUGCAAGACGUUCUGGAACUUUAUAUACAGAACUACAUACAGCAGGACCAUUCAUUCUCUCCACUCCGUGAGGCACAUUAUUUGAAAAGUAGAGUGGAAUAUGCAAAUAAAGCUAUUGUCCUAUAAACACCACAGAGAGUAAAACAAAACAACAUUUACAGUUAUAGACCGGUGAACUGCAACUUUAUUUUAUCGAUGGGAUUGUCUUAUUUCUGCCUGUUCUGGAAGACAGUAGAUAUAAAUAUGUUGUACACACCUGACAGAAAUGCAUCCCUCUGUUUGUUCCCUAAUAGCUGUCUAUUACAAAACAUUACUGCAGUACAAAGCAAUACUUUGCCGUAAAGUAACAAAACAUGGAUUGUUUCAUCCAGGCGAUUGCCUCUUAUCUGCUUUGGCUUUACUGGGUAAUGACAGCAAACUCCUUUUCCCCAAAGAAUGUUGUUGUUGCUGCCGAAUUAAAUGACAGAACCAAAUGUUUCAGGUUUCAGACUGUAUUGCAUUACAUAAUUAAUAAAUAAAUAAAUAAAUAAACAGGAAGACGCACUCAGAAAUACUGUAUUUAGUUUUCCCCUCUGCAAAUCCAAGGCAGGUUACUUUUCAUAAUAUUAUCACUCAAUCAGGCCUAUAGUGCUAUUAAAAAAAAUUGUUUGACAUUU